AUGUCAGUCCCGCUGUCGACCCACAUCUACUUUGCACUCCUGCUCCCCUGGCUCGUAAUCCGGCGCACCAUCAAGUACCACGUCCACGGCCCACCGCACCCCGCCUGGGGUCUCGACCUCGACCUCGUCUGCUCCUCCGCGCGGCUCUACUUCUCCCUCGCCCAGCGACACAUGCGCGAGGUCAUCCUCGAGGCCGACGUCCAGGCCCCGCCCGCGCCGGACGACAGCACGCCGCAGUUCAUCGAGGACGCGUGGCGGCUGAAGCGACGGGCGCACCAGUUCGCGGGCGUGGGGACGCGUGUGGAGCCGGUGAGGCUGAGGGGCGUCGCGGACGAGUGGAGGCGCGGCGUCGCUCUGGUGGGCGCGCCAGCUGUGCGCGCGGUGGACGUGCCCGGGUUUUGGGUCGUGGGGGCGGAGAGCGACGUCCAGCCGGAAGGCCCUGCGCGGAACGGAGAGAGGGUAAUCAUGUAUCUUCCCGGAGGUGGUAUCCACCCGAUGACUAGCCCGGUCUCCUAUGGCCUCGCCCUCGCCACGGACCUCCGCGUGUUGGCAGUGACCUAUCGGUCCGCCAAGUCCGCCUCUUCCGCAUUCCCCGCCCAGCUGCUCGAUGCGCUUGCGGGGUAUGUGCACCUCGUCUCCCUGGGCUUCCGACCGUCGGACAUCAUCCUCGUCGGCGAGAGUGCGGGUGCCUUCGCGAUCCUCGCGCUCAUGCGCUACCUCGGCGAGCUGCGCGCAGAUGCGUCAUCAACGGUGCGGCCGGGUAUGGUCGGUGCUGUCGCCAUCGUCUCAGUGCCUGAGGACCCACAGCCCGCAUGCAACCUCGCGCGAUUCGACCACCCGGAGAUCGAGACGGACUACCGGCUCCCGCACUACAGGAAACGCGUCGUGCCCGCGCUCGCGCGGCACUUCGCCCUCGAGCGCCUGCACGAGUCGCUCUACUUCUGCCCUGCGCUCGCGCGCCCGGAGCAGCACGCCUUCGCGCACCUCCUCACCCCGGACGCCGCCCACAAUGGCACUGGGACCUGCGGGAAGGUCGCGGGCGGCGAGGAAGAGGGCGAGGACGCGGGGCCGGUGGAGGUGUGGGUCCAGUUCGGCGACUGCGAGCUGUUCGCGGACGACAUGCGCCGGCUCGUGGAGGCGAUGCGUGCGGAGGGCGUGCGCGUGCGGAGCGACGAGGUGUGGGGCGGGCUCCAUGCGGAUGCGGUGAUUAGACGGUCGGCGAGGCUCGCGCGGGCGGGGGUGCGGGAGGCUGUUCGGCGGAAGGUAUGUCCGUGGAGGAGGAACAGCGGCGUGCAGUUGGGGAAGGAGGAUGAGGAUGAGAAUGGGAGUUGGGGCCUGCUGGUGAAGGUGGUGAAGGAGAUGGCGAGGAUGCAGCCUGAGGCCUGA
Molecule: messenger RNA, 1386 nt
Organism: Rhodofomes roseus
Lineage: Eukaryota; Fungi; Basidiomycota; Agaricomycetes; Polyporales; Fomitopsidaceae
Exons: 3
Coding region: 1-1386 (461 amino acids)
Molecular function (GO): hydrolase activity
Source: RefSeq, a predicted model, not a curated record